AUGCAUUCCAAGACGCUCGUUAACCUACUCUUCGUCGCGGCGGCCUCGGCCUCGAACAAGCGGUCACUCGACGUAUCGCUCGCAUGCCAAGACCCGUCUCCGCAUUGUCUCGCCCUCUCCGAACGCGAGAUCGACGAGUGCCGCCAACUUAUCUCGAAACGACACAUCGAGAUUGCCACUUGCCAAGUCUCCGCCGACACAGUCGCGUCAACCCUCACCGUCUACCCCACAAACAUCGAAACGGUCACGGUUCUCGGAGCCGCCGCGACGGAGACGGUCACCGAGACCACGGUCACGACCGACGAAGCAACAACCCCGUUGACCGUCACCAUCACCACGACCCUGACCGAAGUCGAAACCACCAACGUUUCCGACAUUAGCACCACGACUGAGGUGAAGGCCAUCACCAACACUGUCGUCGAGGGAACCGACACUGUGACCAACACCGUGGUCAGCAACGUCGUCGUGACAUCCACAGUCCCCUGGGUGCGCACCACCUGCGCCGCGCCUGGAAAGAAGAAGCGCGCCAUCACUUUCGGCGCUUGCAAGGGGACCCUGCCCGGCACGUGCUCAUGCCUCCUCACUGCCACCGAGACACCGGAGCCCGUUUCGGCCGUCGUCACUGAGACCGAGCUAGCUGCCGCGGUCACAGUGACCGUGACCGACGGAAAUGAGCCAGUUAGCACGGAAACCGUGACCGUAACCGUCAACACCGACGGCGAAGCCCUACCCACCCCGUCAGCCACAGAAGUUGUCACCGUCACCGAAACACACACCGAUGUCACGUCCAUCGCCGUCACCGUGGAGCAGAUCGAGACCGCCGUCGCAACCGUGAGGGAGCAGGCGACCAUCGUCGUGCUCUCCGCCAGCGUCUCCACCGUCACUGUCAGCCAAGGCCCCUGCGAUAACUUCCAGUCCCUGAUGCUCCCGGGCGGCCAGUCCUACGUAGGCACUGGCCUCGCAUUCCCCGCGGCGAUGAUCGGCGUCGCUGCCGGCGAGGCCGGACAGAAGGCCUGUUGCGAGCACUGCUUCAACAACCCCGGCUGCGUCGUUUUCCGCCUCGCCGGCCAGUCGUGCAACCUCUUCCAGGGGUUCACCAACCCCUCGGCGCCCUGCACAACGGAGCAGUGCCCCAAUGGAUUCCCCAUGCUACCCAUCAGCCCCUCGGACGGUUGGACCUAUUUUGCCGGGCAAUGCUUGGGAUACUCAGGGUCUUUUUAA
Parascedosporium putredinis is the source of this 1221-nucleotide messenger RNA. Lineage: Eukaryota; Fungi; Ascomycota; Sordariomycetes; Microascales; Microascaceae. The record is from the annotation of a GenBank genome assembly.